Rhopalosiphum maidis (corn leaf aphid) is the source of this 5702-nucleotide messenger RNA. RefSeq lists its product as uncharacterized. Lineage: Eukaryota; Metazoa; Arthropoda; Insecta; Hemiptera; Aphididae. The transcript is spliced from 10 exons. The record is from RefSeq and is a predicted model, not a curated record. The coding region runs from base 557 to 4276 and encodes 1239 amino acids. Gene Ontology annotation, biological process: tRNA wobble uridine modification. Gene Ontology annotation, cellular component: nucleus; cytoplasm. Gene Ontology annotation, molecular function: S-adenosylmethionine-dependent methyltransferase activity; tRNA binding.
CUCCCCUGCAUACUAUACGUUCGCCGCAGCGGUGCCCGUUUGUUUCCGUAUUUCCUCCGAGACGAGGCGUCCGACGUUCGCCUCGGAGCUCUCUCGUUUGUUUAUUUUUUCGUUUUUUUUUUUUACAUUAUUCCCCCGCCGUAAAAAUAAGUUUAAAUAAUUCUAAAAAAAAAAAAAAAUAAAUAAAUUAAUAAAAAAAAUCUAGACAAUUCAAAUAACUGUUCGAUCGCCAUACAGGAAACAGGAAUAUUUCUACUAUUGUUUUAUAUGUGAUAUUAUAACAUUGAUAUUAAUCACCGGAACUGAUAACUUCAUAAUAUUAUGGUCAAUUUUCCGCAGGCACGCGCGCGCGUGUGAGUGUUUUUUAAGAAGUAUAUAUAGGUAAGUCGGCCGAGGUAUAUCAAUAAAUAUAUACCAUAUAUAUAUGUUCAUGCGAUAACAUCGUAUUGUCGUCCAACACCCACGUAUAUACGUCGCGAUGUGAUCAUGACGACAGUGAAACGAAAAGCGUCAUUAUAACUUUAAACGUGGUUCGGUGGCGAGCCGGGCCGGGGCCAUGGACAGGGCCGACCGGCUAGCCCGGAGCUUGGAGUUGGAGAAGGCCUACGUGCACGACACAUACCAGGAGAUGUACCAGCCCGCGCACAAGACCAAACCGUGGCCGAAGGUGACGCAGUUCCUGCACGACUUGGAGCCCGGAUCACUGGUGUGCGACAUCGGUUGUGGUACAGGAAAAUAUUUGUCGACCAACCCGCAUGUGUUCAAAGUAGGGGUUGAUCGUUGCCUGAGGUUAACUGAAAUAGCUAGAAGUCGAGACAGUGAAGUAUUGGUGUGUGACAAUCUAACCUUGCCAUUCAAAGACUGUAGUUUAGAUGCGGUAUUAUCUAUAGCUGUUAUUCAUCAUUUUUCGACAACAGAAAGACGUGUGUGUGCUUUACGAGAACUAGCCAGGGUACUUAGAAUUGGUGGUCGUAUAAUAAUUACAGUGUGGGCCAUGGAACGACGCCAUAGAAAAUUUGAAUCUCAAGAUGUUCUAAUGCCUUGGCACAAACCCUGUAGAAAUUUAGAAAGUGAAUCUACAGAGUUUUCUACAACCACAACCACGUCUGAUGAAGAAUACAUUAGUACGAGAAAAAAAUCUAAUUCCGAUUCAACAACGAGUACCAAAAUGUGUUGUGAAAGAAAAAAUAAGCGUAAAGAACAAUCAAACUGGAGAAAAGGAAUAACGAGUUCCCCGAGUAGUUCUAGUUUAUCAAGUCCAGGGACUGAAACUUGUUAUAGCUUUGUUCGGAAAGCAAUACAGAAGCUUGCCGGUUCAACUAAGCGAGGUAAAGUAUCAUCAAAACCAUGGUUUGUUAGUUCUUGGACUUCACUUUAUGGUACUGAAUUGCCGCCAGUACUGCGUUCGGAUCCCGAAGGAUGCGAGACUUGUAACGAAGACGUACUAAAUGUUCCUAUAGAACUUAGACGAAUGGAAGAUUCACCAGACUCAAUACCGCUAUUCAAUCGAACUCCUACGCACAAAUCUAAGAGUUUAAGCGAUAUCAAAAACACAGCAGAAAAACGGAUGGUACGAUCGAGGUCAAGUAUACCGGAAUUGGAAAAAUCAAUGCCACUAACACAUUCAAAGCCUAAAUUAGUAAAACAAAAACAAUCGUUAUGUGAUGAAGAUGCAGAAGAAGAUAGGGAUAAAGCUACUGACAUGAAAGAUUUGGUUAAUAAGUUACCUCAAUUUGAUGUUUGCAGUGGUUCAAGAAGAUAUAGAUAUAAAAGUAAUGAAAUCAAACAAAGAUCUAUGAAUGAAGAACUUAUGUCAGUAGAAAGGCUCAAAGAAAAAGAAAUCGUACAAAAGAACAUCCAGAGGCAAGCAUCGUUAAAUGAAGAACUUAUGUAUAGCACACGUACUUUGGAAUCUAUUAAAGAUACAUUACAAUUGCUCAAAACAGGAUUCACAAAAACGUUUAAAAAUCCAUCCAGUCAGGUAUCUGACAACAUUAAAAGUGGACUUAGUAGAAUGCUAGGGUAUAAGGAAGGUUGUGAGGAAAAGGUUAGUGAUGAAAAAAAAAUAGAAAUGCCAGUUCCCGCAUUGGUAACAACAACGUGUUGUGACGGACGUAGAAGUUCCCGUGAAGAUGGGUCUUCUGAAGAUUCAUCAAAAGACAGUUUACAGAGUGAUGCUAGUGUUGAUUCUGAGGACAGUCUCAGUAGUUUAGCUUCUGUUAUAUUUGUUAAUGCCACCGGUGGAUCUGACAAGACAUGUUCUCCACCAUUAGUCGAACAACAAGCACGAACAGCUCCGUGCACACCCACUGCUAAAUCUCAAAGUCAAUACAGGUCAUCUUCACACCCAAACACGCCAAAAACAGCGCCUAUACACCCAUCUCAUUUUAAAUUACCGGCUAGGUUCAACUCUCAAAAUGGAAAUGAGCCGUAUCAGUUAAAUUUAUCAACAGAACAACAAGUUGACGAUAUUUUGAAGCCAAUCAAAUUAUCACCUGUGAAAACAGCUAUUGAAAUGAAGCUUAAAAGAGAACAAGAAAAAGAUCAAGAAUUAGAACGUAGAGAUCAUGUUUGUGAAGGUGGAGAUCAUAAUGCACGGCCUAAAGAGAGAAUUAGUGCAGAAAAGCUUAAACAAAUUCAAGAUCUUCUUUUAAAUACUAAACCAGUAACUGGACGUAAUCGUCUACCAAGAGCAGAUCGAACUUUUUCUGGUUUACGAGGAAGACAUUUCAUUAAAACAGUUGAAGAAACAUUUCAUCCAGAAAUCGACGAUGUAGAUAGUGAUGCUGAAUCAUCAUCCUCUGAUUCUGUUAGCAGUGUUAUAAGUGUAGUAGUGGAAGAUGAACGCAAAAUUACAGACAUCGAGCUAGAAGAAUCUUUUGACGUAAAAACACCUACAGGACCUGAGUAUGAAAUUCCAACGGAAUAUAGUCAUUUAGAACAAGCAUGUUCUUUAGAAUCUGCCGUAAUUACAAAAGAUUCGAACAAUAAAGAAGAUCUUAACCCUAAAAAAGAUCCCAGUCCUAAAGAAGAUCCCAGCCCUAAAGAAGAUACCAGUCCGAAAGAAGACAUCAGUCCAAAAGAAGAUCCCAGACCAAAAGAAGAUCUUAACCCGAAAGAAAAUCCCUGCCCGAAAGAAAAUCCUAGCCCCAAAAAAGAUCCUAGUCCAAAAGAAGAUCACAGCUUAACAGAAAGUCCUAAUCCAAAUGAAGACCAUAACCUUAAAGACGAUCAACCAAAUCAUACUAACCGAUGGAGUCUGCAAGAGCAUCCAAACAAAGGCACGGCAGUUCGAAACAGUCCAAGUCUCGGUUCAAUACCAAAACAUAAAAGGGCUAGUAAGUGUUCUAAAGACGAACUUUCAGAUUUACCUGAAACGUGGGACGAGGAAUGUCAAAAGCAUCUCGUGGACUUUGCUGAAAGAUUAAACAAAGAACUGCGGGCGGCAAUAGGAAUGGAGCCAACAGAAGAACCAAAGAAGGCACGCGACGAUGUAGGAGACAAACCUGAAAAGGUUGAGCUGAUGCAAUAUCUGCACCAGCUUAUGCGACCCGACGAAAUAUUAUCGGACCCGUCAUCUUCCGACGGACAGCCAGAGGAAGAACCACUGGACUACCACCGAAUCGAAAUACUGGCCGGAUCCGAGGCGCCUCGCCGGCCCAGCAUUUCCGUUGAGACACAAGACUCUGUGGACAAGGUCCUGCGGAGCCGUGAAGGGUUCCGGUCGCGGCUCUAUCGUAAGUCAGUGGAGUCAGCCGAAGACCGGCACGCGUCCCUGGAGCUAGAGUGUGACUCGAGGCGCGACACGGUUUCCAGCAGCCAGGUAUCGCUUCUUCGACCUGGUAACUCACUUGAAUCUAACGAUACUGCAGACACACACACCACUACGCAGAGUACGACUUCACUGACAUCGUGGAGUGACUGUAGUAAGGACACAAGGUUCGCGGAUCGGAGACAGGCGCGGUGCGAUGGCCGAUCGUCGUCGGAGGAAACAGAUCCUAGGCGAGCCGCCGUCCUGGUUCGUCAGCACGCAGCCGUCGAGAUCCAAGAAACGUCCAAGAGCGACGACACGUGCAGCUUAUCCACCUCACAAGAAUCUCUGUCUGAACACGGGGGUGGAUCUAUAACGUUCCACAGGUACUACCACGUGUUUAGAGAGGGUGAACUCGACCAGCUGAUCGAAAAACAUGCUGAUAAUUUACACAUUAUUUCUUCGUAUUAUGACCAAUCAAAUUGGUGUGUUAUCGCUGAAAAAGUACAGGUGUGGACUAUUUAGUGAUGCGUUUGAAAAGAAAAUAUUUCACUAAGAUUUUUAAAAUAAUUUCAAAACCGUAUAAGUGGGUAUCUAAAAGUAAAACCUACUUGGCUUUAAGGCACAUGUAUCCAAUAAUAAUAUUGUUGUAGAUGUAUGUCAAUGACGUAGCUACCAAGGGGCAAAAAGGCAGCUGCCCAGGGCGUAAACAUUUUUCGGAGGCAAAAAUAUUUGUCGGUGCGCCUUUACGUGUAAUUAUACCACUGAUGUGUGUAUAUAUUACAUGUAUUCACAUAUAUAAUAUAUACUGUUUUUUGGAUGACAAUUGUACGAAAAUACAAUUUUUAUUUCAUGUUGUUGUGGUGUUUUUUAGCUCAUUAUUUACAUAUAAUAUAUUAUAAUAAUUCAUUUUCGAUACCCAACUAUAAUAUCCCUAUAACUACGUUACAUAAGCUGCUUAGCUUUAUUUAAAUAGAUCUAAUUAUGUCUAGUUUCCAUGUUAAAAAUUGAAUCACAAUGUACAAAUAAUAUUUUUAUUCGGACCUAUAUGACAUAAAUUUAAAGCAAUUUUUCUAAGCCACUAUUGCUUAACUAUAACUAUAGGUAUAUUAGUAGUUCUAUACUUGACUAUUUUCUGAAGAUAUGAGGACAUGAUAUCCUUUCCACCAUUCGAUUAUGUGUCAUAGGUAUUUAUUGUAACAUUAUUAUUAUUAAUUAGUCAUAAAUCUUUGAAUUUAUGAUCCAUUAUAACACCCCUUUAUUAUUAUAGUUGAUGUUCCGUUCCUGCAGUUAAUUCUAAAUGUACCUAUUCCUAACGAAUGAUAUUAAUUUUUUUUUUCUUUUUGCUAAUACAAUCUAAUAUGAUGCAUAAUUUAUAUAAUAACUAAUAAGUACAGUAGAACUCCGAUUAUCUGAACGCCUAUCAACCGUCCAAUUAACCGGACGAGAAAAAAGAUUUAACGGCUUAAAAAUUUCUUUUAAAAUAUGUUAUUGUAUUUAUAGCUUAUUCUUUUUCAAUUAAAUAUUAUAAUAAAAUUAUUUGUUUGUUGUUACAAAUUUUAAAUUAUAGUGCAUACAUAUUAAUAAUAAAUACAUACAUACAAUAUAUUCAUACAAUUAUAUAAUUAUAUAAUUUUUAAUAUGUCAUAUACCAAUCAUUUGGAUAUUUGCUUAUCCGGACCACCCUUGACAUUAAUUAGUCCGGAUAAUCGGAGUUUUACUGUAUAUAGAAAAAUAUUAAACAAUUUACUUUGUAGCAACUAUAACUACUUUUUUACCAUUAAUUAAUUAGAAAAAUUUGAAAUUAAAAUAAGUGCCUGUUUUAAAUUUGUCUCAAUUUUAAAGUACAUAAUCAAGUCACUACACAUAAAUAAGAAUUAAUAAUACUAAUUUUAUUUAAAAAUACAAAUUAUUAUAUAGUACCUAAUAAUAUAUAAGAUCAUAUCGUAAA